AUGUCUCUAAUUCCAUAUCAUGCUGAUCCGAAUGAAGAGAAUGGUUCGUUAGUACUUCAAACAACGUCACAUAGAGAACUAGUUGUGGUCAACCCAACAAAUGGAUCUUUAAAGUUAUAUAGUCAAAUAUAUCCCAAUCCGGGGUCUCUGGUAUCUAAAAAUAAUAACACUAGUUAUAACCAUGGAAAUCCUAAUGCAUCACCUUCUUUAAAUAAUAAUCAUAGCCAUGAUAAUGGUAAUUUCAGGCGAAAUUCUUUGGGAGGCGAAUCAAUGAACUAUAUAUGUCCAACAUGUGGUUCAGAAAUACAUAGAAAGGAAUCAAUAAUUGAUUCAAGCCCCAUUAGCGGCAAUUCUAACAACCUUACUACAAAAUUAAAUCUUCAAAACUUCCCCAAUGCAAAUUAUUUUAAAUUAUUAGAAUCAAGUCAUAAGAGGUCGGAAGAAAAUACUAGCAGUAAUAUUAAUAACCAUAUACGCUCUUCUAUUGUCGAAUUACAAGAUCUAAGCUCAAAUAUAAACUCAGUUGUCAAUUCCUUGACCAAUUCGGAUACAGAGUACAAUGAUAUUAGAAAUACUUCAUCUUCAAGCAAUCAGUCCAUGCCUAAUAUACCACAAGAUCUAUUUACUCAGGGAUAUUUUAAGAAAUUCUUUAAAAUAGAUUCCUUAUUAGGAAGGGGGGCUCGUGGUGUUGUAUAUAAAGUUAUUCACAGGUUGGGAGAUUUCCAACUGGGAAAAUUUGCAUUGAAAAAAAUUGCCAUUGGUAAUAAUUUACCUUGGUUAGAAAAUUGUUUAAAAGAAGUUCGAGCUCUUACUUUAAUCAAUCAUACUACUGGUAAUUUAAUUACAUAUAAUCAUGUUUGGUUAGAAAUGGAUUCCACAGAUGCCUUAAAAUUAAAUGAAAAUACUCCUUCAAUUGUUGCUUGCAUUUUUAUUUUACAACAGUAUUGUGACGGGGGUAAUUUACAAGAUUUAAUUUGGUCAAAUAUUUUUAAAAGGAUCAAAGUGAACUAUCAAUUGAAGAAAGAAAAAAAUUGUUUAAGAAAAAAAAAAUUUGAAAAAAGUAAUAUGUUACAAUUUAAAAAAAGCUCUUUAAUUGGUUUAAACACCAAACAGAUUCUUUUAAUCAUUAGAGAUAUUGCUUCGGGAUUAGAAGAAUUGCAUUCCAUUGGAUUGAUACAUAGAGAUCUAAAGCCAUCAAAUUGUUUAUUGUUAACAAAAUUCGAUCCAAUGGAUAUUGAACAAGUUGAUAAUAUAGAAGAUGAAGAAGUUUUUGAAAAUCUGAAUAGUACUUUUCCAAAAAUUGUUAUCAGUGAUUUGGGAGAAAGUCAAUUGAAAGGUGAAAAAAGAUCUGCUACUGGUGCAACUGGUACUUUAGAAUUUACUGCUCCGGAGUUGAUUAUUGAAAAUGACAUUUAUACGAAUUUAAAGGUACGUGAAAAUAAUGAUGAAAAUCUUGAAAAUUCCAAGAUAAAUCAGUUUAGUUUUGCUUCUGAUAUGUAUUCUUUUGGAAUGAUCAUUUAUUUUAUUGUAUUUGGUGAGCUACCGUAUGAUCCAGAAUUAGAUGUGGCUAAUUUGAAAAGUGAAAUUCAGAAAUUUCAUUAUAAUAAAGAGCAAGCAAUAACAAAACAUAAAUUGAUUAAGAACAUAAAGCAAAUUGAUCCUGUUAUAUUUGAAAUAAUGGAUCAAUUAUUAGUUAAGGAUGUUGAGUUAAGACCAAAUGCUACUGAGAUUUUAGAAUAUGCUACCAACGUAUUAAAUAGUUCAACAUAUAAUAAUCAUUAUCAUACACAAAAUAACUCAGCUUCUAUCCCAAAUAUUAACUUUACAAGUAACAACAAGAAAAAUAAUAUUAGUUUAAACAAAGAUUUAUUUCAACAGCAAAGCCUUGACAGUGACCCCAUCAUGACAUUUAAUUUAAAAACUGAUGAAAGAGAUGAAUAUGAGGAUGAUGAUAUUAUCCAAGAUAGGGAAGAAGAUGAUAUUUAUACAGAAGACAAUAAAUUUACAAGAUAUCGUAAUAGAUCUGUCUCAUCGUUUAAAAUUGAUCCUCUUCAACUCCAAUUGACAAGAACUAAUGAUUCCCUCCAUUCUUUAAUUCCAUAUCAAUCUAAGCCAAUAGAUAUAAAUAUAAAACCUCCAAAAACUUUAAAGCAUCUUAUUAUAUCAUACUUAAAAGAGCAACGGUAUUUGGUUAAUUAUAUUCCAAUGGGAUUCAUAAUAUUUUUCAUAAUUUAUUUGUUUCAUUUGCUUUCAAUUAAGAAAGAUUUUGAUAACAAAGAUUUUUCACAGAAUACUAUGUCUUCUCUAUCAUUUUCUAUUAAUGGUCAUUUGGAAUUAGCUAUUAUAUUUUUUUUAUUUGGAAUCUCAGUAAAUGCAUCUUUUAUUAGCCAAGCUUGGAUAUCUCUAUUAUUACUCCUUAUUAUAUUUUUGAAUUGGGUGUCUGAUUCUAGUAUAUUUCUCCCAAAAUUUAAUGCAUAG
Henningerozyma blattae CBS 6284 is the source of this 2478-nucleotide messenger RNA. It is a transcript of the gene IKS1, whose product is annotated as protein kinase IKS1. Gene Ontology annotation, molecular function: protein kinase activity; ATP binding. Bases 1 to 2478 code for a protein of 825 amino acids. Gene Ontology annotation, biological process: protein phosphorylation. The record is from RefSeq and is a predicted model, not a curated record. NCBI's taxonomy places the organism in Eukaryota, Fungi, Ascomycota, Saccharomycetes, Saccharomycetales, Saccharomycetaceae. The transcript has a single exon.